Messenger RNA from Amphibalanus amphitrite, 5134 nucleotides. RefSeq names its product WD repeat-containing protein 7-like. The transcript has 24 exons. The record is from RefSeq and is a predicted model, not a curated record. NCBI's taxonomy places the organism in Eukaryota, Metazoa, Arthropoda, Thecostraca, Balanomorpha, Balanidae. Gene Ontology annotation, molecular function: protein binding. The annotation marks the transcript as partial. Gene Ontology annotation, cellular component: cytoplasm.
GAGCUGUUUUGUCCGCCGGUGAGCAUCCACACAGAGCUGGUGGGCGAGCCCGGUCAGCAGGUGCUGGUGCGGGGCGACUGUCUGGGCCAGGUGGCGCUCUGGAGGCUGCCGCAGCUCACCAACACGCAUAUACAGCAGCUGAUGGAGCAGCACGGGGAGUACCAGUCGCCGGCAGAGCUGCCGCCCACCGUUCUAUGGAGCAUCGAGCGCGCCUGGCGGACCAUGAAACCGCAGCCGGUCGGAAUACUGGACCAACUGGAGUCUGCUGAGGGCGGCGCGCCGCGUCUCACCUCCAGCAUCUACCUGCCGCUGCAGGAGGGCCGCCUGGUCUGCGGCAGGGAGGACGGCACCAUCAUCAUCGUGUCGGCCACUCACACCGUCAUGCUGCAUCUGCUGCACGGCAAACACCAGAGCUACGACAACUGGCCGGUGCACCAGAUCCUGUCUGGCCACCGCGGCCCGGUCACCGCUCUUCUGUUCCCCCACCUGAGCCACUCGCGGUACCAGAUCUCCCACCUGGUCUCGGGCGGAGAGGACUUCUCCGUGUGUCUGUGGGACCUGAUAAAUGGCGCCCUGCUGCACCGGUUCGUCGUCCAGGCGGGUAUCGUGCUGCAGCUGCACGUGCCGCCGGAGAGCGUCUCGCCGCGAAUGCAGCAGUGCAUCUGCAGUGUGGCGGCCGACUACUCGGUGGCCCUCCUCUCGCUCAAGGAGCGCAAGUGUCUGAUGCUGGCCUCGCGGCACCUGUUUCCCGUCACCACGGUCAAGUGGCGGCCGCUGGACGAUUUCCUCGUGGUGGCUACAGAAGAUGGCAGUGUCUCCGUCUGGCAGAUGGAAACAGGCCACCUGGACCGGGUGGUGCACGGUACCACCGCCCAGGAGGUGCUGUCCGCUUGCGACGAGCACAUGACCGUCUCCACCAGCGAGGGCGGCAUGGCCAAUCCGGCGGUGCACUUUUUCCGCGGCCUCCGGCACAGAAACCUGUCGGCCAUCCGGCACGCAGCCAAGCGCGGGUUGCAGCAGCUGCAGAACUCGCUCGGUAACCAGGGUCAGAACGGACCGGACAAGCCGCGCGCCUACUCCCUGAUGGUGCAGGGCCUGCGCACCAGCCCCUCCGAUCCGGACGCGCACGUGCUGUUCUUCGACAUAGAGUCACUGAUCGUGGACCUUCUGACAGAGGCGUACAGUCAGAUGACCACCGAACAGCUGGAGGAGCACGGCCUCAUUCAGCUGUCCGAGUACCAGCGCGUGCUGCAGCUGACGCAGUCCGAGUCGCCAGACGCACAGCAGAAGAUCACAGAGUUCUUCGGCCGCGUCAAAAACAAGGCUGGGGACAUGGAGAAGCGUCUGAAGGACAAGGACACGCGCGGCUAUCUGUCUCGGAUGAAGGAGCUGAAGGAGCAGAGUGAGGCCAUCCGCGACCAGCUGAAGGAGCGCGCCGAGGGCAGCGAGGACCUGCGGAAACUCAAGUCACGAGCUCAGGUGGCACGUACCAAGCUAGAGGAGAAAAUCAAACACGAAAUGGAGGACAACCCGGACGCGGCGGGCAUUCUGGCGCGGGUGAAGGAGGGAGCCGAGACCAUGGGCGGCAUUAUCCACGCUAAGGCCGGCGGUGUGACGCCUAAAGGAGCCGGAGAAGAGCACAAAGACUCGGACGGCGAGCUGGAGGGCCGGAGUCGGAUCCACCUCGGUCAGACGGAGAACCAGACGAUGGAGAUCUGCCAGCUGCUGCUGUCGCUGAUUCACGCCUGGGGAGUGGAUGCCGAGAUCGACCGGCUCUGUGAGAGCAAACUGGGCAUGCUGCGGCCCAAACACCCAGUCUGCUAUGGGCUCAUCAGCAAACACGGGUUCGUGUCGCUGCUGCUACCGACGUUCCUGGGCGGACCGGCCUCGGCGGCCAUGUCGGCACCUCUCGCCGAGCGGACGGUAACGUUCACUCGGCGGACACACUGGGAGCUCAGCUGCGCGCUCACCUCCAACCAUCUGCUGGCCGUGAUCGCGCUGGCCGACACGCUCAUGUCCAUGAACAACACCAGCUUCAUGUCAGAGACGGAGCGACGCAAACGGCUGCAAAAGCAGUUGACGCGGUCGCUGAGUCAAUCGAACCAGACGCCCAACAAGUCGCAGGAGGGCCUCGUCGAGCUCCAGGCCAACUUCUGGGCGCAAGUCCGAGAGGGCUGGAGUAAGAUGGCCACCCUGCACUGCGUCCAGUUCCCCGAGCGAUUGGACGCCUCUGGUGUCGUGCUCAAGAAACCUCUAGUGGAAAUGCUCGCCAGGAGAUGGCAGGACCGCUGCAUAGAGAUCCGUCAGGCGGCACAGGCGUUGCUGCUGGCCGAGCUCCGCCGGCUCUCGCCGCGCAGUCUGAAGGCGCUGGUCGACUGGUGGGCGCCCAUGCUGCCCUCCUACGGCGAGGCGUCUUCGGCAGCACCGGCGCCGGCCUCCUCGGCGCCGCUGAACGACGAGCACGAUCACACGGACGGAGAGCCGGACGACUAUGGAGCAGAGGAUCAGAUGGAGGAGGAGGCGGCGCGGCGGGCGGCGGCCAACGCUGCCGAGGUCCGCCGUAAACAGGCCACCGCCAUCAUCCUACUCGGUGUGAUCGGUGCAGAGUUCGGACAGGCCGUCUCCGGCGGCGGCGGCCGUGCGCACGGCGUCGAGGGCUUCGGCCUGGGCCCGCUGGCACUGCGAACUAGUCAAGCGCUGGCGCACCUGCUGCUGGCUCCUCCCACGGCCAAGCUGCCGGCGCACACACCCCUGCGGCGGGCGGCCAUCGACCUGAUCGGUCGCGGGUUCGCCCAGUGGGAGCCGCACAUCGACGCGUCGCGCGUGCUGCUCGCCAUGCUGGAGCUGUGCUGCGAGGCCGACGGCAUGGCGCCCAGUAUGACGUACGGCCUCCCGCUGGCCGCGGCCGCCGACACUGCCCGGACGGCGCGACACGCCGUGGCGCUCAUCGCCACCGCGCGGCCACAGGUGUUCGUCACCACCAUGGCUAGGGAGGUGGCGCGUUACAACAGUCUUCAGCAGAAUGCCCAGUCCAUCAACGUCGUGGUACACCACUCUGUGCUGAUGCGCGCCAAGCCGGAGAUACUGCGCGUCAUAUCGCUACUCAUCGAGAAGAGCCACAACGAACUGGUCAAGUUCCUCAUCGAGCUGACGGACAUCCUGCUGCACUGCCUGGACCCGGGUCACCUGCGCCAGCGGCCUCUGCAGGAGGUGUUCCCCGUGGUGGGCCGGUUCCACCAGAUCACCCACUGCACCAGCAGCCGGCGGGUGGCCGUGGGCACGGCUAAUGGAACGCUGGCCAUCUACGACCUCCGGCAGACCAACAAAACACAGCAGCUGCACGCGCACACAAAGGCGAUCACCGCGUGCUCCUUUUCGCCCGACGGCAAGUUCCUCGCCUCCUACUCGACUGGCGAGAACAAGAUCUCAUUCUGGCAGACCUCUGCGGGUAUGUUCGGUCUCGGCCACUCUCAGACGCGCUGUGUGAAGACGUACAGCACUCCGCCUCUGCCGGAGAUUGUCCGGAUGAACCCGCCUCGUCAGUCGCGUCUCGUCUGGGUGGCCAACAAGACGGUCACGCUGCUGCUGUCUGACGGAACGGAGCAGCGCUACAAUGUCUGAGCUGGCGGCGGUAUCAUUGUAGGAGAUACGGGAGUGGCGGAGUAGCGUCUGCGAGAGAACAGGCCCGGUGUAACGAAUAUUCCCGGGACCCUGCAGCCAACAGGUGGGCUCUCCGCUCAGUCAGUAACUGAUCGGAGGAUUGCCAGUGGAGUUGGCUUACACCAACACCACACGAGGUAUCACCAGCGGGCACGCAGUGUGGUGCAACACCAAAACAAGCCUGUCGCCGGGUCACGUGACUCCCGGCCAGGCUCCAACGAGCAUUCCUAAUAUUCUAGCUAGACGUGCGAGUGGCAAGCGCUGGCCGCGACAAGGCUAGCCCAAUGAGGUGUUGUUUUAACUGGCCGUUACCGGUACUGUGUUUUAUCCCAGUGACUGUAUGAAGGGCUGUUGGCACGUACCAGCAGUCGGGGUCGCCGACUCACCAGGUCAUAAUGCUCGGUUGGAGCGGCACGGCGGACUGAGGCCAGUGCGCCCCAGCCCGCUCCGAGGAGGUAGCGCCGCGCCGGGAACGGCCGGCCGACGUAAAUUGUGUCUGCUCCCCGUGGUUUAGUGAUUUAUUGCCAUACAGCGCUGACGGCGCCGGCGGCGGCGGCGGGCCGCGGUUCGAAUUUUCGCCGACUGAGUCAGGCAUCCCCCAUGCGCCGGGCGGCAGCGGAGGCCUGAGCAGCGAAACGACAAUGUUGCCAGUCGUAUAGACCAUUCCCAUUUUGUACUGAUUUGUAGAUAUAUCUAUGUUUAUGUAUACGUAUGCGUGUGUAUCUGUGUCGUAUAUAUUGUAUAUCGAUGGGGCCCGGCGGCCAGCGUGCGACUCAGAACCAUCCUUCUGCCAAUUUCUCGCUGUUAUUAAGCGGCGUCUUCGUCUCCGCUCUGGCUCCUGCGACUCUGCGCCGCGCUACUACUCGCUCUACACGUCUGUCUGUCAACCUGUCUGUCUCAGUCUGUCAAUCUGUCAGUCUGUCGAGCGGCGCCCGCCAGCAAUACAGGAAGGUGGGCGCAGAGAGCGCCGGCUGUGAGCGCUCUGGCCCCCGGGUUGGACGGCCGCAGACCCGUGACGGCGUCCACCGCAGGGUACAGGGUCGGACGGACUCGCCGCCCGGCCGGAGGGUGGACAGCAGUGGCCGGUGGUGUUAAUAGCGGAGCGACACGGUCACAAUAGUCGGCCCCGGCGCGGGUGCAGUCGGCAGGUCCCGGCGGCGCACGGGGCAGCUCGGCCGCCGGCGCACGGGGCUGAAUUUUGAGUUUGUUUAUGAUCAGUCGGUAUGAGCAGUCUCGUCAUAGCCGUUUCCGUAAUGUCUGUGCUAGCUGGGUGGUUCCCGACCCCUGUCAGCCGUGUGAACAAAUGGGUACCGUAUCUUGUGCGUCCAGUGUGUGUGUGUGUGUGUGAGAGAGAGUCGGUACAUAGCGUCUCAGGAUCGGUCCCGAUGGGUCUGCGUGAGUUGAGUGAGCACCGAUUGUCUGUCGUCGAGCCCACGGUAUACGGUCGUGGCCAAUAUAUAGACAGAGAGGUGAA